AAUGCAAGGCCCUAUGACAGAAAAUAAUAAUGUGCCGCCUAGAGUACUUGUCAUUGACAGUCCAUUGGCAACGCCUGACUUUAGAGCGUACAGAAUACGGCAAUUAAUUGACGGGGUGACACAGACAUCCUUUGUUAGAGUUCUUUCUAUCCUAUCGAUAGCAUUUAAAAUACUGCAAAUAGGAAUAAAUGCAGCAGUACUUAUUAUUACACGAAAUACAGAGACACAAACACCUUUUAAGCUAUUUAUUGUUGUAUACACUGCAUUAGUAGCCGCACACACAGUGUCAUUUGCAAUAAGACACUGGGGGUAUAUUUUCAACCAAGAACCUUUGGAAUUCACACAAAGUGCAGAAUCCACUCUGUUUAACAACCUAUUAGAUAUUUUAACACUUUUCCUGUACUUUAUUGGGUUUAAGUGGUUGCAGCAGUACCAUUCUUCAAAAGAUGAAAUUCCUAUUCUGUACAACCUCACUAGAAUCUGGGUGUUCUACGGUAUUGCUAUUGUAUUAGCACCAAUAUUCUCAGUUAUUCUGAUUCUUUUACUGCUGAAUUAUGUCCGGCCAACACUUCCCGUGAUUGAGUACACACUCGGAGGAAAGAUAAAAGAAGAAGAUGCACAGUGUACAAUAUGUUUAGCACCAUACGCCGAAAAAGAACAAAUUAGAAAAUUGCCGUGUAAGCACCAUUUCCACAUGACAUGUAUUGAUGAAUGGUUUGGAAUAGAUGAUGUCUGCCCUCUCUGUAAGAGGCCAAUCAACCCUCUAUAUGAUAUUGCAGGUACAUCUAUUUAGUUACAAUAUAGAAUCUGUUGAUUUAUUGUGCUACACAAAUAAUUAGAAUAAUAAAUCCUAAGCCAGAAUAUAAAUAGCCCG
Nematocida parisii ERTm1 is the source of this 874-nucleotide messenger RNA. RefSeq lists its product as uncharacterized. NCBI's taxonomy places the organism in Eukaryota, Fungi, Microsporidia. The annotation marks the transcript as partial. The record is from RefSeq and is a predicted model, not a curated record. The transcript has a single exon.